AUCUCUCCGUCUACUCAUCAUGUCCAUCACAAAGAUCCACGCUCGCCAGAUUUUCGACUCCCGUGGAAACCCCACCGUCGAGGUCGAUCUCUACACCGCGAAAGGUCGUUACCGUGCCUCCGUUCCAUCGGGUGCGUCUACCGGUAUUCACGAAGCUGUUGAGCUUCGCGAUGGCGACAAGUCUGCCUAUGUCGGCAAAGGUGUCAGCAAGGCAGUCGCCAACGUCAACGACAUCAUUGCUCCUGAACUCAUCAAGUCCGGUCUGACUGUCACCCAGCAGAAGGAGAUCGAUGACUUCCUCAUCAAGCUCGAUGGUACCCCCAACAAGGGUAAACUCGGUGCCAACGCCAUCCUCGGUGUCUCCAUCGCAGUUUCAGAAGCUGGCGCCGCAGAGAAGGGUGUACCUCUGUACCAGCACUUCGCUGACCUCGCUGGCGUCAAGCCUCCCUUCGUUCUUCCUACCCCCGCCUUCAACGUUAUAAACGGUGGAUCGCACGCUGGUAACAAACUGGCCUUCCAGGAAUUCAUGCUCCUCCCUACCGGCGCUACCACAUUCACUGAGGCUCUGAAGAUUGGCACGGAAACUUACCACACCCUUAAGAAGGUCAUCAGCGCCAAAUAUGGUAUUGAUGCCGUCAACGUUGGUGAUGAAGGUGGUUUUGCUCCCAACGUUUCUGGUGCUGAGGAAUCCCUCGAGCUUUUGUCUGAGGCUAUCAAGAAGGCUGGUUAUGAGGGCAAGAUCAAGAUUGCACUCGAUGUUGCGUCUUCCGAAUUUUACAAAGACGGCAAGUAUGAUCUUGACUUCAAGAACCCCAACUCCGACCCCAGCAAGUGGAUCACUGGUGUUGAGCUUGCCGAUCUAUACCUGGGCUACAUUAAGCAAUACCCCAUCGUCUCCGUCGAAGACCCCUUCGAUCAGGAUGAUUGGGAAGCAUGGACACAUUUCACUGCCAAGAGCGGCAUUCAAAUUGUCGGCGAUGAUUUGACUGUCACCAACCCCCUCCGAAUCAAAACUGCUAUUGAGAAGAAGGCCUGCAACGGCUUGUUGUUGAAGGUCAACCAGAUUGGUACCAUCUCGGAGUCGAUCCAAGCCGCCCAACUCGCACAAUCAGACGGCUGGGGUGUGAUGAUCUCUCACCGCAGUGGUGAGACUGAAAGCACCAUCAUCGCUGACCUCUCCGUCGCCCUCGGCGUCGGUCAAAUCAAGACUGGCGCCCCUGCACGAAGCGAGCGUGUCGCCAAGUACAACACUCUGCUCCGCAUCGAGGAGGAACUUGAGGGCACUGGUGCUACCUACGCUGGUACCAGAGGUCUCUCCGCUGGACCCACUCCCCCUGCUCUGCUCAAGAAGUAAAUUGGGCAACCAUAAAACAAGAUGGACGUUUUCGACUCAAAAUGCUGUAUUUCGAUGAUCCCACUAACAUUGUUGUCGUAUGACGGAGAGAUGAAUUAUUAAAUAAUGUUGUAACCAGUUC
Molecule: messenger RNA, 1475 nt
Organism: Laccaria bicolor S238N-H82
Lineage: Eukaryota; Fungi; Basidiomycota; Agaricomycetes; Agaricales; Hydnangiaceae
Product: phosphopyruvate hydratase
Exons: 7
Coding region: 20-1354 (444 amino acids)
Biological process (GO): glycolytic process
Cellular component (GO): phosphopyruvate hydratase complex
Molecular function (GO): magnesium ion binding; phosphopyruvate hydratase activity
Source: RefSeq, a predicted model, not a curated record